CGGACGCCACCGAGGUCGCACGCGUGAGGCCUGUCCUCCGCUGCCGACAUGCAUUACGUCGCCUCCUACUUGCUGGCCGCCCUCGGCUGCAACUCCUCUCCUAGCGCCAAAGACAUCAAGAAGAUCCUAGACAGCGUGGGCAUCGAGGAGGACGAUGACCUGCUCAACAAGGUCAUCAGUGAGCUGAAUGGAAAAAACAUUGAGGAUGUGAUUGCUCAGGGUGUUGGCAAGCUUGCCAGUGUGCCUGCUGGUGGGGCUGUGGCUGUUUCUGCUGCCCCUGCAGCAGCAGAGGAGAAGAAAGACGAGAAGAAGGAGGAGUCUGAGGAGUCAGAUGAUGACAUGGGAUUUGGCUUGUUUGAUUAGAUUCCUGCUCCCCUGAAAAUAAAACCUUUCUACAUAUCUUGAAAAA
This is a messenger RNA of Psammomys obesus (fat sand rat), 409 nucleotides long. Its product is annotated as 60S acidic ribosomal protein P2-like. The transcript has a single exon. The record is from RefSeq and is a predicted model, not a curated record. Gene Ontology annotation, molecular function: structural constituent of ribosome. Lineage: Eukaryota; Metazoa; Chordata; Mammalia; Rodentia; Muridae. The coding region runs from base 49 to 363 and encodes 104 amino acids. Gene Ontology annotation, biological process: cytoplasmic translational elongation. Gene Ontology annotation, cellular component: ribosome; cytosolic large ribosomal subunit.